CACAGUGCGCUCACAGGCAGAUACAGCUGAAUUUCAACCGAGCUGGCCACUGUCCUUGCAGUACGGGGGAAAACAGGGACCUUGCAAUGAUCUCGCUGGACUUCAAUUUCAACAUUUUGACAAGGGACCUGUCAUAUUAUCUGGAAAAUCAAGUGAAAGUUGGGCUGUUCGGCUCGGGAGUAGGACUGUCUCUGGUGCUGGGCUUUAGCGCAGCGUACACCUGCUACUAUUUGAUUUCAGUAGCGAAGAAGCCACAGCUCAUCUCGGGGGGUAAGAAGUUCUACCAGUUUCUGAGGGAGCAAUGUCCGGUGGUGUCAGAGACCUACUACCCCACCUUUUGGUGCUGGGAGAGCCGCAUCCAGACUCUGCUGAGACCCUUUGUCACAGCCAAACCUGGGGUGGUUUACAGAAAUGAACUUAUUAAGGCAGCAGAUGGAGGACAGAUCUCUUUGGAUUGGUUUGACAACGACGACAGCCUCUCUCAUCCCGACCCCGCCACCAGGCCCACAGUCCUCCUUCUCCCCGGUCUGACCGGCACCAGCCGAGAGUCCUACAUCCUGCACAUGGUCCAACAGAGCCGGGAUCUGGGCUAUAGAUGUGUGGUAUUUAACAACAGAGGGGUUUCCGGUGAAACACUACUGACCCCGAGGACCUACUGUGCGGCCAACACAGAGGAUCUGGAGACUGUUAUUGAGCACAUCCAGAAGACCAAUGAAGCUGCUCCAAUCAUGGCUGCUGGAGUAUCCAUGGGCGGGAUGAUGCUGGCCAAUUAUUUGGGGCGCAAGGGCCGGGAAACCUGCCUGAAAGGUGUUGUAGUCUUCUCAGCAGGCUGGGACGUAUUUGAGUGCACCGCUUCGCUGGAAAAACCCCUGGACCGUUUCCUCUUCAACUCCUACCUCACCAGCUGCCUACAAGCGUCUGUGCACAGACACAGACCAGUGCUUGAAAAGUGUUACGACAUCGAUCAUGUCAUGAAGGCAAGGACCAUCAGAGAGUUUGAUGAGAGGUUCACCUCCAUAAUGUUUGGUUAUCCCACCAAUGACGACUACUACCAUGACGCCAGUCCCGUCCACAGGCUGAAAUCUGUUCAGGUGCCAAUGCUGUGCCUGAACGCUGCUGAUGAUGUCUUCUCUCCAUCUCAUGCCAUUCCAGUGGAGGCAGUGAAGCAGAAUCCCAACCUGGCCCUGCUUAUUACCUGUCAUGGCGGCCAUAUUGGCUUCCUCGAGGGCCUGUGGCCUCGACAGAGCACUUACAUGGACCGUGUCUUCAAGCAGUUCGCUAAGGCGGUCAUCGAGCAAGGCAGCGGACUCACAGACCUCUCCUGAUAAGAGAACUUAACAAAGUGUUCCUCUACUUUUACUUCCUCUCUCCUUUUGCUUUCUUCUUUCUUUUCUUUCAUCUCCACCGUCCAUCCUUCCAUGCUGCA
Molecule: messenger RNA, 1426 nt
Organism: Seriola dumerili (greater amberjack)
Lineage: Eukaryota; Metazoa; Chordata; Actinopteri; Carangiformes; Carangidae
Gene: abhd3
Product: abhydrolase domain containing 3
Exons: 9
Coding region: 87-1325 (412 amino acids)
Biological process (GO): phosphatidylcholine metabolic process; medium-chain fatty acid biosynthetic process; medium-chain fatty acid catabolic process
Molecular function (GO): monoacylglycerol lipase activity; acetylesterase activity; A2-type glycerophospholipase activity
Source: RefSeq, a predicted model, not a curated record